AUGCCAGGGAUGCAGCAAUGGUCCCCAAAUCCCAAACGAGUACAUGUAGCCCAGGAGCUAGAUGCACAGACCCCAUCAGAGUGUCCUACGACUGGUUCAAAAGUCGGGAUCAUCGAGGAUCUGCAACAGCGGAUGGCCAAGCUAGAGAAUCUUCUCGCGGUGAGACCGCAUGCUGGUAAUUUCGGUCCGAUGAGAGAUGUCCCCGUUCAAGAGUCUUGGCCCCGGCCCAGUAUCUCUCAUUCUAGCUCGCCAUAUCUGGGCACUCUUGUUGUCAAAGGAGAACGCAGCAGAUGGCAUGGAAUGAACAAUAGAAUUACCCUUCUUAACCAGUUUGCAGAGGCCAAGACAUUUAUCAAUCAGUCAUUAAAGGACCCAGGCCUUGUGGGCCUUGCAAAGGAAGUUCAGUUCCUCAAGAGCAGGUCUCAGUCGUCGAACGACUCGCCUGAAUCAAUAUCCGGCCUGGAGAGCUUCCCUGAGCUCCAGAAUCUGCUUGGCUCUCUCCCGCCAAAACCAGUCACAGAUAGACUUCUGGAUGUAUACACAAAGAAUUUUGAGAGGAAUCUCAGAAUUCUGCAUGUACCUUCUUUCCUUCGGCACUAUAAAACAUUCUGGGCAACAACGGACCAUGAGCCCUCAUUCCUCUCAAUGUUCGUCCCUAUUCUGACGGCAAUUCUCUCUAUUUCGGUAGUCAUAGAGACAGAGCCAUUUAACAUGGAGUAUUCAUCAUCCUGGAAUUAUCUUAAGCAACAUGCGGUUGCCUCUGUCCAGGCGUGGAUGCGGAAGCUUCCACGGAAACCGAGAACGGAUCUUGCAACUUUACAAGUCGGAGUCUUGCUCCUAUUGGCGCGUCAGCUGCGCUCAGUUCCAGCAGAAGAGCUUUGGAAAGAAAGCGGCCUGCUAAUGCGGUCUGCAAUGGUGAUGGGUCUUCAUGUCAAUGUGACCCUCUCGCCUUCGAAAAGUCUCACUGUUUUCCAGGCAGAGCUAAGACGACGAUUAUGGAUUACUAUCGUGGAAAUGGAUCUCCAGACGUCGAUUGCCGCUGGCAUGCCAGUGUUGACACCAGCCCUCGAAUUCUCACCCCUGACGCCUUCCAACCUAAACGAUGCGGAUUUUAGUGAUACGAGUCCUGAGCUUCCAACACCAAAGCCUCUAGAUGUGGAAACGGAUACUCUUCCUCAGAUUCUAUUGGCCAAUUCUCUUGCAAAGCGUAUCAGAAUUAUGGGUCCCAUGCAGCAUACAACACCCAAAGAAACAAUGGAUGAACGGCUCAAGGAAAGCGAAGAUAUUGAAGAGAUCUUACAGCAUAUCCCUCCGUUCCUACAUCCGGACUAUGACUCUGAAAGCGCCGAUCUCUCAUCUGUUUUGAAUCGCGUACUUCUUGAUAUUCACAUUCGAAGACCUCUCAUUUGCCUUCUUAGACCAGUCACUAGCAGUGAUAAUCAGGAUGAGCCUUCGUUCUCUGGAAUUCAACGUAUGUGUCUCGAGUCAUCGAUCACUAUUCUGUCAUACCAGGACCUUUUUGAUCCUAACGUCGUGGAUCCUGAUACUCCUGGUUCCAACACAUACUGGAGAAUCUUCCAAACAUUCUGUCAAAAUGAUAUUCUGUGGGCAGCUUUGGGUGUUUGCGAAUACCUGAAGCACACGAAUCAACAUUCAUCCGCUCCAUCACCAUCCAACUUGAAUGACUCUCUUACAGACGGCAGCUCUAAAGCAAGUAAAAUCCCUGCUACCAACAACCUCGUCCACAACAAAGCGAGCCUGACCCGUCUAGUCGAGAAUACACUCGACAGCCUUACGCGUCGAAUAGGUGAAAAGGGCACCAACAUGAAAGAUGUGCUUCUAUUAUCCGUUGUCCUUCAAUCCGUUCGCUCUCGUGGUCCAUCUGAUCAAAAGGAACGACGCAUGUCUCAGGGCGCUAAAAAGGCUUUGUCUGUCUGUCGACAAAACCUUCUGUCCUCAGCAAACGAGACCAUUGUUGAUUCCUACUCCGACAAUGCAGUAUCUCAAAUGGUAUGUCUUCCUCCAUCUAAGUCAAUUCUUAUACUUACUUUUUUAGUCCAUUGA
Messenger RNA from Penicillium malachiteum, 2064 nucleotides. Its product is annotated as fungal specific transcription factor domain-containing protein. Gene Ontology annotation, biological process: regulation of transcription by RNA polymerase II; DNA-templated transcription. Gene Ontology annotation, cellular component: nucleus. The record is from RefSeq and is a predicted model, not a curated record. The transcript is spliced from 2 exons. The coding region runs from base 1 to 2064 and encodes 687 amino acids. Gene Ontology annotation, molecular function: DNA-binding transcription activator activity, RNA polymerase II-specific; zinc ion binding; RNA polymerase II cis-regulatory region sequence-specific DNA binding. Lineage: Eukaryota; Fungi; Ascomycota; Eurotiomycetes; Eurotiales; Aspergillaceae.